AUGAACUUGGCCAAUCCUAUCAUCUCACCAGCUUAUUCGACUACUUACAAUUACAUUUACGAUCGCAAGUUUAUCCUUCCCAGGGAUAAUUUUGACUGCAAUGCACGUGAUAACGUGAAGAAAGGAAGUAGUUAUCUUUCAACAUCUGGUAGUUCUUCAACUGAUAUAUCAGAUGAGGAUGAGAUUUGCAUCAUAGAAACGCCACGUCGAUCUGGCAAAGAAACUCAACAAAUGAGAGGCCCUAAAAGCUUUUCUGGCAGCAUAGGAAAAAGGCUCGACAACUGUCUCGACUUCAAAGUAGAAAUAUUUGAACCAAUCCCAACAAAAUUGCCAGACCUGAAUACUGAUUUGCUAAGUAUCGAUCAAAAAUAUCUGUAUCAGAUGGGCUCCGCAAUUUCUGCUGGUACGGUAUCACAAAACUUAGCAAUUAAAGAUCCAGAAAAACUGACACAUUCUCGAUGGUUGACUUGCGCAAACAGGAUUUUUUGGUUAUAUAUUGGAACAGCUAACCCGACAGAAAACUUGAAAGAAUUAGUCAAUUUUAUCACGAAAGCAGUAGAAAGGUGCGUCAAGCUCUUGACAGAGGCUUCAAUAUCUGUUUGUGGACCAGAAGCUAGAGAUAGAUUUAUUCGAACCAGAAUAAAAGCCAGGCAAGAUAUACAAAUUUUCAACACCAAAUCUCAGUAUUUUGAUAAAAAAAAAGGUGCGGAGACUUUGGAAUAA
Molecule: messenger RNA, 723 nt
Organism: Helobdella robusta
Lineage: Eukaryota; Metazoa; Annelida; Clitellata; Rhynchobdellida; Glossiphoniidae
Exons: 4
Coding region: 1-723 (240 amino acids)
Source: RefSeq, a predicted model, not a curated record